GCGGAGCGGAGCGGGCGUCGUCGGGCGUCGCUACGCGUUCGUCCUCUCGCGGCUCAUGUGCCCGCGAGCCGCGGCGACGGAGUGCGCGCGUGACGGGAGGUGGUUGACGUUAUCGUCGUCUACGUCGUUAUUUCGAGCGGCGGUUAUUUCUCGGACGAGUAUAGUGCGGCGCGCGGUCGGGAUCAAUUCUCGUUACUUGGAGCGGAGUGAUCCCGCGCGAGAGCGAGAGGGUGGGAGAUAAGUAGUGGACAAAGCGGACGAUCAAGCGCGAGGAUAGUCGCGAUAGCGAGUUUAAGCGAGAGAGAUAAGAGCCCCGGGGGAGAUAUACGUGCCGCGAGACAAACAGUGGAUGUGAAGUGAUAAAUCGCCGAGCGACGACACAGUGGACGAUUGCGAACACCUCCCUGCCCCCCGUGAGCGUCGGCAUCGCUCAUCACCACCGCCAUCGUUAUCAAACAGCGGGAGAGUUCCUCGACGCCGACACGACGUUUCACGCCGGCAGGAUGAUGGGCAAACGGACGCAGUGCUAUCUGUGCGAUCUGCCCAGGAUGCCGUGGGCGAUGAUAAUGGAUUACGCGGAGCCGGUGUGCCGCGGCUGCGUGAAUUACGAGGGCGCCGACCGGAUCGACCACGUCCUCGAGACGGCGAAGCAGCUGAAGAAGGCGCACGGCUUCCAGGACGCCCGGUCGUCCGCCGCGUCCAAGACGUAUCGGACGAGCGCGGGCCACACCGAGCACAACGGCGGGACUAAUCUCGACGUCCUGCCGAUUCAGAACACGCCGCAGGGCAGCCACACGCGCCACCACAACAUCGCCAGCUACUCGCAGCUGCACCACCGUAACUCGAUCACCGAGUUCACGUCGGGCACGGCGGCCGCGGCCGCCGCCAGGCAGCAGCAGCAGGUCGGCCGCCAGCACGGCGACGAGGGCCACGAGAUCGCCAACAGCAUCCGUAGCAAUCCCCCGCGUCUGUCGAGCGCCCAUCUCGCGGCGGUCGCCGCGCACCAGAUGACCCUCCACACGCGCGGCAUCACCCAGCUCAAGCGCGGCAUCUCGGCGAUCGACGAGGACGAGCACAGCGACAAGCGGCUCUCCCUCGAGGAGCAGCAUCCGGUCAGGCCGCCGCUCACCCGCGGCGACUCCCUGCCCGCGGUCAGCCUCGCCGUCAGCUACGUGCAGGACAGGAACAAGGAGAAGCAUCCGGUGAGGGCGCCCAGCUUCGAGACGGCGACCACCUUCAAGGCCAACGGAGCAUAUGUUGGGCCGUCCAUACCGUUGGCACCGACCAACGUCGCGGCCAAUGGUGGAGGAUCGCCUCUUCGUCCAAGAACGAGUCCUCCACCGCCGCCGCCGCCGAGUCAGGAAGGCGCCAACGACAAUUCGCAAUCGAAUCAUCAUCAGGGCACGGCGAACGGUCCGUCACCGAUGGCCGCCCUAAUGUCAGUCGCUGACAAUCUGACAUCGCCUGAGCCGGUGCCACAGCCACCGAACAAUCCCAGUCCUACUAGCAGAAGUCCGCCGACCACGGCUGCGAACGCUCAGCAACGCAGUGCUUCUAGAGGCUCCCAGCACAGCCCGAACAGUUCAGGCUCCUCGGGCAGACGGUCCAGUAGUUCAAGGCAGGUGUCAUCGACAACCGUGACGACGUCCUCGGAAGGUGCGGUCGCUCAAGCUGCCGGUGCUGAACCAGUCACGGCGCCGACCCUCAAGUGUACGCUAUGCCAGGAACGCCUGGAGGACACACACUUUGUGCAGUGUCCCAGCGUACCGCACCACAAGUUCUGCUUCCCGUGCAGUCGGGACAGCAUAAAGAGACAGGGUGCUGGCUCGGAGGUUUAUUGUCCGAGCGGUGAGAAAUGCCCGCUGGCGAACAGUCAGGUACCGUGGGCCUUCAUGCAGGGUGAGAUAGCUACCAUCCUGGGCGAGGAUACCACGGGCACCGGGCUCAAAGUCAAGAAGGAGAGAGAAACUUAAAAACCCUCUUUCAAUGUCGAAUCAGGGCUCAAAUUUUCUGUCCCUCUUUGUAUAGAGGGGCUGUUAUAUGGUUGGAACCGUGAAGGGUUUCACCGAGCGCUUUUGGUAACGGUGAUAAAGACUCGUUGGCGACACGCGGGAGAGCCAACGAACGACUCGAGCCAAAGACGUUGUCUGGUACGAUACGGAUUCUCACGAAGUUGUUGACGUCAAUGAUAAGGGGGGGGGUUAUGAAAGGGGAGGGCAAAGAAAAGGGUGGGUAGGGUUGGGGGAGGGAAAGUGGACGAUUUGAUUUUAUUCGAAGCCGACGGGUAAUGACGCGUUUUGAUAAUGUGAUCGAUGUCGUACGGUAUUUUAUCUUUUGUGACCGGUUUUGAGAAGAAGUCUUUGGCAAAUUGUAUACUGGCGGUCGAUUGUUCUGCUACAUACAUGUACAUACGGAUUUCGUAGAGAGCGGUUGAUUAACACGACGGAAGCAGCGCAUUAUUUUUCGCGGGUUAGAGGAGCAGUGCGCGACGUUGAAAAUCGCGACGGCAUUUGAUGAUGCUGAUAAUUUGUUGCCCGGUUGGGUUUGUACUUAGGCUUGAUGCCUUUCUUCAUUGUCUCUUGUAUCGCGGGCAUAAUUGCUUGCGUUCUUUUACAACACACACAUACACGCACACAGACACACGCAUAGACACUACAGACAUACAUAUACAUGCAACACACAGACGCAUCAUGUACACAAAAUACCAGAACACGUUUCACGCACACCUCGAAACGGAAACAUUGACUUGGUAUCGCGAAACGCACGCGAUCGCAUUGUACUUUAUUUUUUUUUUUCGCCCAAUCGAAUGAUUGGAACUCGUGGAUUUAAUUAAUGACUAACGCGAGAGACAAGUAUCCGUCUCCGCGGUUAUCGCCGCCCCUUUUUCUAUUCUUUCGUUUGUAUACUCUUUCUACCUAUACUCUUCGCUCGUUGUAUUAUAUAAUAAACAUAUGACGGAAAUUCGGACCCAGCGCACGGGUUUUCUGUACAUUGUGUAUAUGUGUAUAUACCUAUAUUAUUAAUAAAGCGUAUAACUAAACGAAUUUUUAACGUUUUUUAAGUGUACAAAAAGUGAUCUAUAUUCGUUUUUGCGUUUUGUCUUAUUAAAUUAUUAUUAUCCUCUGUCUCUUUUUUCUUUCGUCUCUUUUUUUCUCUUUUCGUUCUUGCGAAGUUGUAUGUCGUCGUCUCUUAAAAGGCGCUCUUUGGCGUGGUAGAGACCUCGCGAGGGCACACGUUGCGUUUUACUCGCACUCCUUACAAUCGCGCUCGUCUGGUCUUCGGGGGGGGGGGGGGGGUAACAAGAAAAAAAAAGUAGAAGAGUCACGUGAGACACGUGAGCACAUCGCGCCAUCCAGUCACAUCCGUAAAGCGGAUUAUGUAAUAUGAUAAUGUCCGACUGUACAACGUCCACUUUCGCCUUUAGUUUAUGCGCUAGACAUUAAGUCGAGGGCCUUUUGGUUUUUCAUUUUCACCGAUGAAAAAGGCACGCCCGUCAAAAUAGGAACCACAUACUCGCUAUGUCUAAACGAUAAAAAAAAAACAGAGUGAAGAGGGAGAAAAGUCAGGCAGAGGCACUCGCUGGACGCGCCCGAGGGGGAAUCCUUUCCCGCGCGACGAUCGAGCGGAUCUUCUCGCGGGAAGGGGUGUCCGUUUUUUUUCUUAGGCACGCGCGCGCGCGGGCGGCUCCUUUUGUAUAUAUUUGUACAAAACAGAUCGGCACACACGUACACGUACAGACACAUACACAUACCAUAAGCGAAAGGGGAGCGGUUGUCGGAAGUUGUCGCGGGGGAACGAGCGCUUCGGAAAAAUAGAAGAUUAAAAGGAAAAGAGAGAGACCAUUUUUUUUGUGUCGCGCCUCGUGCCGCGGACGGAUUUCACCGAGGCUCGAGAUAUCCUCCGCCUUCUCGUCGACGGUACGCUUCCUCGAUUUAGCGGCGACGAGUGAUAUUUCGAAGCUACGUCUCGCGCGAAGCGGCGUCUCUGCUUAAAGUGCGUCUAAAUUUGUAAUGUUAUUAAGCCGUUAAAGUUACCAGUGUGAUGAUACCAAUAUAUGUUACGAUCGCGCAUUCGCGGUCGUGAUUCGAUUGCUCAUGUAAUUAAAACUGACGGGUAAAAAGAAGUAAAAAAAUCGAGAGACACGGAUGCGUUGUGUCCACUUAUCGGCGAAAGUUUUAAAGCGAUUAUUAUAUCACACAGAUUGUUAAAUAUAUUUUAUUCCUUUCUUUCAGUACCGAGCGCGAGAAGGGCGUGUAUCCCGUGAGAUGUGCGUCUCUCGCACCUAAUGCCGAUCAAUUAGACACAAAAUAUAUUGAACAACUGCAUGUACGCAUGAAUAUUGUCGAUAAGCAUGCGUGCGCUCUCCCUAAGUUUUCCUUGCAUAUUACGUUGAUCUUCCUGUGACGCAUACGCGCUAACAUUGUAAGUCUAGACGCGCUUAAGCGUCGCGCAACAACUGACGACGUAGACGUCGAGGGGAGCGCUCGAUAGCAAUACUUUUUACAACUGUAACGCGGCCCUCGCCGUCGAGUUCCGGCCGAGGGGGUAGCUCUCCCGUGGAGACAACCCUUGACUUGGCCAGAACCCGGCGGUGGCGGGUCGCGAUCUUUCUCACGCAUAACAUCUGUUCUCUCGCGCGCGCGAUAACCCGCGAGCUCGCGCUCUCCUUUUAACGUAUUAAAUCCGUAAUGAAUCCUUGUACCGGAGUAAACGGAGAGAGAUCCUCUCUCGACAACGGGGGCUUGGUCGUCGCGUGCCGUAUCAUUCUCCACGUCCGAUCAUACUUUCCGUAUAUGUAUAUCCGUUGUAUCUCUCUCUCUCUUUCUAUCUUUCUCUCUCUUGGAUAAUAAUUCCGCAGCAGGAUCUCGUUUCUCAAGACGGUGCUUUGUCGUACGAAACUCCGCGAUACGAAUUAAUUGGUAAUUAUCGAGAUUGCUUGACGUUAUCCCUCCAUCUGUCUCCGUUGCUGUCGUCGAUGUCAUUAUUAACGGUCGACCGGGGAUGAGCGGGGAAUUGGGGCGCGCAGGGAACAAGGAGGUUGCGGAGCGUCGCGACGACGCUCGGGAUUACGUUGAGAUAAUCGCGCAACUCCGCUCGCUUUCCAUCCGAUUGUCAAUUGUCGACGACGACGACGACGACCAAGCCGCCCAAAGUCGCCACGUUCGGCUUUUCUCUCUUCGAUGAGGCGCGCACGGAGGGACGCGCGAUAGUCCUUCCCCGAUCGAAGGCGAAAGAACUCUUACGCUCGUAUCGUGAUUCGUUCCGUUUGUCUCCUAUCGUCCUUCUUUCUGUUUUUCCCCCCUUUUUUUCCUUUCUUCUUGAACGAUUCUCGUAUAGCUAACGCAGAUACACGAAGAAGUCGAAGAGAUAUGACGAAACAAUAUGUCGAAUAGCAAUUGUAGUAGUGGAUAAUGAAAAUUUUCUAGUAUACCAUACCUCGAGGAACGCGUAACAUUGUACUGUUUAUCGUAUGUAUGCAACAAGCAAAAACAAAAUAUAUGUGUUGAUGUGAA
Molecule: messenger RNA, 5513 nt
Organism: Temnothorax curvispinosus
Lineage: Eukaryota; Metazoa; Arthropoda; Insecta; Hymenoptera; Formicidae
Gene: Pits
Product: interferon regulatory factor 2-binding protein-like B
Exons: 5
Coding region: 504-1973 (489 amino acids)
Biological process (GO): regulation of transcription by RNA polymerase II
Cellular component (GO): nucleus
Molecular function (GO): transcription corepressor activity
Source: RefSeq, a predicted model, not a curated record